UUUCUCUCUCUCUCUCUCUCUUGUCUGCUCGUCGCCUGCCUCCUCUGCGAAAAGACCCAAAAGUCUCUCUCUCCCGGCUGCGCUAACUUGCGCCGCGGCCCCUCCGGCGAUCGUCGAUCAGCCUCCGAUCUCCGAUCUCCGGGCGGCUCCGGGAUUGAGCCGCAGCCGCCGUCGGAGUUCCGCUUCGGAGUUUUUUCUCUCUCUGUAGAUUCGAGCUCGUUUCCGGCGACGCCGCGCUCCCGAACAGCUGUCGAGCUGGUCGGAGCUUAGCUGCUCGUCGGCGUUGCUGUGGAUUUUGCUUUUUGUCGCUACUUUUGGUUACUGAUGUGUGUAUGAACUGACAGUAGGUGUUGGAUUUCGGCAUGUUCGAUGAGGGAUUUUCCGUGAGUAGAUUCGUGGGAGAUGUUGUGCGAACCAGAGUGUCGAGGACUAUAACCCUAAGUUUAGUUUCGGUCGGGGCUGUGCGGAGGAGAGUUUCCAUGGAAGUCCUUUAGCAUCGCCCGAGGUUUUUUCGGCCUUGUCCUCUGUUGUCCCCCUGAGUGAAACGAGGAAGCGUUUUUCGGGUUAGCCAGCGAGAGAGCCUCUUAGCUGGAGCUAUGGAUUGUUUGGAACUGAAUCUGAACAAAGAGAUUGGUGAUGGCGCCUCCGGCAGUGGCGGCGGUGGCGUUGGGGGAAGUGUUGGGAAGAAUGCUAAUAAGAGUGGUGGUGGGGAAGGAUUCAUUGACAGGAGCAAAGUGAGGAUCUUGUUGUGCGAUAACGACACGAAGAGUUCGGAAGAGGUCCUUACGCUUCUUUUGAAAUGCUCUUAUCAGGUGACUGCUGUAAGAUCCGCUAGACAGGUCAUUGAUGCUUUAAAUGCUGAAGGGCCUGAUAUAGACAUUAUUCUAGCUGAAGUUGACAUGCCCAUGAACAAAGGCAUGAAGAUGUUAAAAUAUAUUACAAGAGAUAAAGAAUUGAGGCGGAUUCCCAUCAUCAUGAUGUCAGCACAGGAUGAGGUCUCAAUUGUUGUCAAAUGCUUGAGAUUGGGAGCAGCGGACUAUCUUGUGAAGCCAUUGCGCACCAAUGAGUUGUUGAACUUGUGGACUCACAUGUGGAGAAGGCGACGCAUGCUUGGACUGGUAGAGAAGAACAUUUUGAGCUAUGACUUUGAUCUGAUUGGUUCCGACCCUAGUGAUAAUAAUACAAAUAGUACUACUUUGCUUUCUGAUGAUACUGAUGAUAAGUCCCGGAAGAAUGCCAAUCCUGAGAUUGGGCUGUCUGCAACUCAUGAAGACGAGUCUGGUGCUGUUGCUGAGCCCCCACUUAAAGGUGCAGUAAAUUGUCGCCCUGAUGUGCCAGGAAUCAGUGAUCGUCGAACCGGACCAUGUUCCUCUGGUCCUAAGAAGAGUGAACUAAAAGUUGGAGAGUCGUCUGCCUUCUUUACAUACGUCAAAUCGACAAUUGUCAAGAAUACUCCUUCAACAGCUGAACAAGUUGAUGGUUGUGCUUCUGUAAAUUAUCGGAUGGAAGAGAAGAAUCAGGCGGAGGAUGAGCAGGCAGUUUAUGAUCCUCAAGCACAUGAAAAUGGAGAGGUCUGGGAGAAAUCUUCCCUAGGAGAUGAAUUUCCAAGUGGGAGUAGUGUUCCAGAUUCUGUGUCUUUGGAACGGUCCUGUACGCCGCCAGGGUCAGCUGACUUUCCUCAACAAAGGAAUUUCAUGGAAGAACGGGCACCUCAGAUGCCUAUACAUGCGACAAAUGAGCUUCGUGUUGACCUCCCUGGAUUGCCUGCGCAAAGCACAUAUCCAUACUAUGUGCCCGGAGUUGUUAAUCCAGUUAUGGUGCAUUCAUCAGCACAAGCGUACCAGAAUAAUCUGCAUGACUUGCAAAACCAUCCUACUUCAGCCAUGUUGCCCCAGUACAGUCAUCUUCCUCAUUUUCCCACCCAUGUAAAUGGGAUGGCGUCAUUUCCCUAUUACCCAGUUGGCUUAUGCUUACAACAAGGUCUCAUGUCUUCACCUCAUUCAUGGCCAUCCUUUGGAGGUUCAUCUAUAUCUGAAGCAAAAACGAAUAAAGUAGAUAGGCGAGAGGCAGCCCUACUCAAGUUUAGGCAGAAAAGGAAAGAGCGGUGCUUUGACAAGAAGAUUAGGUAUGUUAACAGGAAACGACUUGCCGAAAGGAGGCCCCGAGUGCGCGGCCAAUUUGUGAGGAAAGUAAAUGGUGUAAAUGUGGAUUUAAAUGGCCAGCCUGAGUCUGCUGAUUAUGACGAGGAUGAAGCAGAGUAUGAGGAUGAGGAUCUGGCUUCGAGGGGUUCCACUCCCGAUGCUGAAAUUUCUGGAACAUGAAGGUCAUUUUUAUCUGCUGAACCCAUGAGGAUACGAAAGCUGAGUUGCUUGCAUCUCAAUUCGGCAAAGAUCAUAUGCAGCAUCAGCUCUGAUUAUGGAUGCCAAUAUCAGAUUUCGGCACGGGAAAGGUGACGCAGAUUGCACGAAAGCAGCUCACCGCUGUGUUCGUCUUCCAAUCCAGGCCUGAACUGUGCACCGUGGGAGCUUCGUCCUUGGCCUUAAUUAUUCAUCAAACAAAAUGAUGCCACGUGAUAUCGGUUCCCCAUUUGAUCUUUUCGUAGUUUGUUGGAACAGAUACGUUAAAGUUUUGGUUUCCGCUUGCACAAUUCGGAAGCUGGAAGCAAAUAUUUUUCAGAUGAAAAGAAACUCCUAUCCAGUUGUGCCGAUUUGGGAACCAAGUCCAGCCGGUUUCUUUCCUGUGGGAUUUGUAAUUUGCUGCAAAUUGACAUGAUUUCGAUGGUGUUUUUAACUUUGAUCUAUCAAAUUGAAUUAACAUUGGAUUUUCCGUGUUA
This is a messenger RNA of Eucalyptus grandis, 2833 nucleotides long. RefSeq names its product two-component response regulator-like APRR1. The record is from RefSeq and is a predicted model, not a curated record. Gene Ontology annotation, biological process: cytokinin-activated signaling pathway; phosphorelay signal transduction system. Gene Ontology annotation, molecular function: protein binding. Lineage: Eukaryota; Viridiplantae; Streptophyta; Magnoliopsida; Myrtales; Myrtaceae.